This is a messenger RNA of Schistosoma turkestanicum, 3648 nucleotides long. The record is from the annotation of a GenBank genome assembly. Lineage: Eukaryota; Metazoa; Platyhelminthes; Trematoda; Strigeidida; Schistosomatidae.
AUGGAGGUUGACAAUCAAAAGAUCGAGCAGGAUAACGAGGUGUCAUCAGAGCUGUCUAAUACUGGGGAAGUUUUGUCACAAGACAUUAGUGAUAGAAAGGAUGAGGACGAAGAAGAAGAGGAGGAAGAAGAAGAAGACAAAAUUGUAGAGAAAUCUCACAACAGCCGUUUUCAUAAAAGAAAUAAAAGAUUCCCGAAACAAAUCGAAGGGGUUGAUAAUGCAUUUGUUGCAAUAGAGCCAAAAUCUGGAAAGGAAGUCAUUUGGAACGAAUGUAUUCUACCUGAGAAAAAAACUGACAAAGAAAACAGAUACCUUUCAUUGAUCAAAAAACUAAAGAAAAAUUCGCACCCUUUUCUCGUACGUUUCCUAGACGCUUGGGUAUCCAAGACGGAGGAGGGACCACGCAAGCUUGUCUUCAUCACCGAGCGUCUCGAUGAGUGUACACUGAAACAAUUUUUGUGCAAUUCUGCGAGGAAUAACCGCUUGUGGAAGAGACAUGUGGGCCAGCUCCUUUCUGUCUUGAUGUUCCUUCAUCGCCUUGGUGUCGCGCAUGGAAAUCUGACUAAGGAGUCAAUUUAUUAUCAAAACUCGGGAAACCUGAGAGUUGGAUUGUUCGCCCUUGGUAGAUGUCUGGACCAAAAAUCUGAGACGUUUGAUGUAUAUUCUCUUGGUGUUGUCUCUCUGGAGAUUGCCGUGUGGACUCCCACUGAGUUUCCACCAAAUACAGACUUGAGUGAAAGGUGUCAACAAAUGCUAUCGCGCUUAGAUAACAACAGUCAAAAAAGCUUUAUUGAGGCGUGCUUUGAUACUGGUUCUACAACAAAAGGUCUUAUCAAACGACUACUCAAUCAUCCGGCUGUUACGGAAGUGCCAAUCCUGAAGCUGUUAUCGGCCAGAAUGAUUGUCAACUCAAUGAUUUCCGUUUCCAAUGAGGAUGGUGGUACGAAUGAACCAACAGGGUUUGUCAGUCUAUUAAAAGAUUAUCUCAGUCGCUAUGAAGAUGAAACUGUUAUUAUGGAAGUUCAUUUUCCGCAUGAUGAUUUAGUGAAGUCUAAAUCUUGGAAGGAUUUCCGAUCAAACUUUACUCUUACCUCCAAGUACCUUGAAGACGUCAGGAAUGGAUUCUAUCCGUUAUUUGGAUGCCACUGGGAUGCUUACCAAGGAGAAGAGGAAGAUAGUACAUUUCCUAACUAUUCAGGAAUAUCAGGGUUCCCUCCUAGUAAUGGUCUGUCAGGUGCAAGUGGCUAUGUUAAAAAUGAUCCAUCUGCUUCUGUUGGGAAUUCUUCUUGUACAUCCGCCACCCCAAGCGCUUGUGGUUCGUGUAAAAACUCUACUGCGUCAAAAAUUACAGAUCUAGCUAUUGGCUCACAGUUGGCUCCAGAGGAUCUGGUUUUUAUGCAGUCUGAAGAUGCUUCAAAAGGUUGCUCUUGCUUCAAUGCCUGUACAUCCCAAAUAAAUAAUACUAACUACAUCCCACAAAUCGAUCCUAAUUGUUCAUCUAAGGUGAUAGAUAACGACUUAAAAAGGGAUGAUGUUUCGACUAGAGCUGGUGAGGUUAUUGGUGUGGGUUCUAUUCCAAAAACUGAUGAAGACAUUCAUCUUUUGUCUAAGGCAACGCCUUCAUUGAAUACACCCCGACUACCGGAAAUGGGUCAUGCAGAACUGAAAUUUGCAGAUAAGCCUUUUGACUACGUAAAUGAAACUGAAUAUCAUGGUCAAGUAACAUCUUUACUCAGUAAACGUGAUGGUUAUUUAUCAUCACCUAAAGAACAAAAUAAAUCUCAACUUACAUCUCCAAGUAGUGAACAGCGGUUUGACUUUGUUGUUGAUACCCAACAUAAGGAAGUAAUAAAUAAUAUUGAAGUUGUUAAUGAAAAAAUAUCUGAUGGCCUCACAUUAUCCGAUAAACAGGACAAUUUUAGUCCGGAACCAGAAGAUGAUGAAGGUGAGGUUGAUGACGAUGACGAAGAUGACGAUAAGGAUGAUGAAGAUGAUGACAACGAAGAUGAUGAUGACGAUGACGAUGAAAAGCGUGCAGUAGAACCAGCUGAACGUUAUGAACCACAAACAGUUCAUGUUAACCCACCAGAACGUGCACCAAAUCAUCCAGCUUUAUUUACACAUUGUCAGUAUUUGUAUGUGGGAGCUGGUCGUUGGCAAGUUUAUGUUCAAAUGUGGUUUGUUGAUGACCGUUUAAAAAGGGAGACUUAUGUACAAGUAUUUGAUAAUGAAUGGCAUGAUUAUGAACGUGUCGCUGAUCUGUUCGAAGCUUCACGGUGUUUGAAUCCAGUCGAUCGUCCUAAUCUGGUACGAUUGCUUGCUUUGGCACGACAUAACUGUGCUCUUAUCGAUGGUGAACUACAAUUUCCUGGUCCAUUAGCAUCUAGGCAGAGCAAUUUCGAUGCACUUGAACUUCAUGAAAAACUUGUCGCACUUCACCUUCAUCAACAAGCAAAAGAACGUUUAACUUCUAGAGAUUCAGGGUUAGCUAAAAGUUCAAUACAUUCAUCUUCUGCUACACCAAAUAAUGAAAAUGGACAUAUAGCCUCGAAUAAUUACGACCAGAAUGUAAAUGAUAUUCGAUCGAUGGAUUAUCAAAAUCAUGUACCAGUUCCAAAUGAAGUUCAAGCUUGUGCUGAGCAUAUCACACAGGUGCAAUUGCAUCAACGAGCAGAUCAAACGCAAGAUCCUCCAACUCCAUGUCCUGUAUCUGUCGGUCUAUCUGAUGCAGAUGGAACCAAAGAGAAUCAAGAUCCAGGUAAACAACUAAAAAUUAAAAAUGAUCCGAAUAAUGCACUUUUUCUGGAUGUCAGUUCACUUGCUCCUCGUAAUUCGUAUUGUGCCUUAUGCGAUACACAUGAUUAUCUACAUCAAAUUCAUUUGCCAGCUUAUCUAAUUUCUCCUUGUUAUCAUUGCCGUGAAUUUCUUGCAAAUGAAGCUAAAAUCACUCCUGAAAUUCUCCUAGACUUACAUUUACAACAUAACAUCCCUUGGCCAGGAUUUUUGCAAGCUAGAUUUGGUAUUCCUAAUGAUGGUCGAUCAAACGAAGAACUAAUUGCUUACGACUGCCGCUGGCGGAGCAGACAACCCUGCCGUUGUUUAAUAUCUGUAGACGGUUCAUUAUUACCACCGUGUGUCGAAUUUCCGUGGUUAGCUCCUACAGUUUCUUCAGGUCCAUUAGAGGUCACUGAUAUUUCAGUAAAUCAAAACAAAUUAGAUACACAAGAUUCAUCAAAUACACAAUCAACUGCAGAAAUUUCUGCAGCCAGCACUACAAAUCUACCUACUUUCGAUUUUUCCGCAACAACACAAGCACAAACCAAUACAACAAAUCAAUCUUUGCAUACCCCUACUGCAACCUCGGUGAAUACAAAUACCAUAUCAUCUGGGGGAAGUACUAGUACAUGUUUAAAAUCAAUUUUACCAUGCUCAAAUAGACACAUCCGCGGUGCUCCCAUCACUUGCUGUCAUGGCAUACAUUUGCCUUUAGUUGGCAUACCAACCGUCUCGAAUCCAUCCGCCAAUCAGAAUACAGAUACUAGUUGUAUCCCACCUACUGAUCCUUCUAAUCCACAAUUAACGACCGAUAAAUCAGUUGUUAUGACUCAAGAGAUCCAACAAGCAGCACUUCCAGCUAACGAUGUAUAA